AGGAAACAGAAAAUUCUAUCAAUCCUCCUUUCAAUUUUGGUGUUGAUGUCAUUGAUGCGAAAGAUUUCUUUUUCGUUAUGGAGUAUGGUGGACAGUCAUUGAAUACACGGCACAUGGAUAUCUUAUUUUACUAUCUGAGGAAGAAAGGAAAAUAUAACAGUAGCAUACAAAUGAAGUUCACAACAACUGACAAUUAUUUCGAUCAAACUUUUCAAUCUUUUGUGAGGCUUUUCAAGGAUACCGGAGACCGAGACCUGAUUUAUGAAGAUCAUCCAAUUUCUCAGUAUAUACGUGGCAAACGUAUGAUUGCGAAUACUCCAUGGGCUGAGUGUGAAUUUGUGCUGAUCCCUUUCCAUGUGUCUUCAAAUAAUCAUUGGGGCCUUGCAGUACUGGAUUUUAAGCUCAGGACGAUCACAAUCUAUAAUUUCAUGCGUUCAACUUUGAGUGCUUCGUCAACUAGACUGAUUGGGAAUAAUUAUGCCUCUUAUCUUCCUUUAUUUCUUUCCAAGUUAGAUGUGUUCAAAGAUAAUCCCUUUUCUGAUUUGCGUUCACCGUUCUAUACAAGUCAAGGAUUAGAAGAUUCUUUUCAGUUGAUUGUUAAAUAUGACCUGCCAGAACAACAGUUCAAUGAUUGUGGAGUUUUUGCAUUCUCUUUUGCUGAAUAUAUUGUGCAUGGGAGAGAGCAAGAGCUUACAAAAGAAUUUGAUGUGAAUUCCCAUCGAAAGCGUUUGGCUUUUGGUCUUUAUAAGUAUGAAAAAUGGAAGAAUAUGUUUAAUGUUGUCAGUGAAUCAGAGAGUUAUCAGGACAAGGACCAAAAGGAUGGGAAUGUGAAAGCAAAAAGAUACAAGAUUCGAGCUGGAAAACUGAAACUGUAG
Molecule: messenger RNA, 875 nt
Organism: Mercurialis annua (annual mercury)
Lineage: Eukaryota; Viridiplantae; Streptophyta; Magnoliopsida; Malpighiales; Euphorbiaceae
Exons: 3
Coding region: 78-875 (265 amino acids)
Biological process (GO): protein desumoylation
Cellular component (GO): nucleus
Molecular function (GO): deSUMOylase activity
Source: RefSeq, a predicted model, not a curated record